AUGACAAUCUCUCCCGCCCCAGCCCUGCAGCUGACCAGUGACAGCAAGACCUUCUGGAGGGUGGAAGAGGAGCUGAGCUGGUCUGAGGCCCUGGAGUGCUGCUGGCAGCACCGCACAGACCUGGGCGACCUGCAGAGCAUGAGCGACUGGAGCAACAUCAAGACCCUCUAUUCCCUUACCAGCAGCACCGCGGCCUGGAUCGGCCUCUCCUUCCACGUGCGCCUUGGGGGCCUGAGAUGGUCCAGCGGCUCCACCUUCAGCGAGGGUCUCUGUGCCACUCUGUAUUCAACAGCUAUUUUCCCCAGCCUGGGGGCCGCCUCGUGCACUGCUCAGAAGCCCUUCAUCUGCUACUACGGUGUGUUCAGAGUCAUAUUCUGGGCCUGGUCUCUGGAAUCAAUCCCUCAGGUGGUGCCAAAGCACUUCCUUUCCAAACUUCCCUUGUUUAGAAUCACAGAUGCUUGUGUGCUGCAGAUGAGACAGGCCUGGCCAGGGACAGGGCAGGCGGGGGCUGGAGCCGAGGUUCAGAUCGGCAAUCUGAACCUCAAGCGAUCUGACCAAGAAAGGAAGUGGCUGGCAGCUGUGAGGUACUGCUGCAGACACCACACAGACCUGGCUGACCUGCAGACAGUGACUGAGGAGACAGACAAGGAGGCCUUGAAAUCCAUCACGAGUAAGACUAAGGCCUGGAUUGGCCUCUACUUCAGUGUGGCCUCUGGGUCUCUGAGAUGGUCCAGCGACACGGGUGCCAGCGUCCCGACCUGGCUGCAGGUGCCUGAGUUCGGGGCAGGACUGUGUGCGGGUCUCCGCAGCUACUGGAGCUUCUCCCCCAGAAUUUCUGCAGUGGCCUGCUCUUCCCUGAAACCCUUCAUCUGCUUCGAUGGGGCCCUCCUGAGUUUGGCUCCUGUGACGGGAGGCUGGUCAUCAGUGUCUGGUGGGACCUCUCACAGGCGUGUCGGCUGUGGCAGACCUGGGGGUGCUGUGUCCCCCAUCAGCCCUGCCCUCACACUCACCGGUGGUGUUUUCUUGCAGACCCCACCAUUGGACACCGGGAGUCAGCAGCCCUCCCUCAGCUCUCCUACACACCCUCCUCAGAAGUCUCACCUGGCCCAGGCAGCACCUGGCGGGGUCAGGAGGCCCUCCGGCUUAGCCCUGUCUGCGAUGGGUGUGCAGGGCCGGGCGCGGAAAAACCGCGCGCCGCGGUCCACCCCCGCAUCCCCUCCCCGGCCGCUCGGCGCAGCGGGCCCCACGGAAGCCUUCUCUCUGGCGUAG
This is a messenger RNA of Lipotes vexillifer (Yangtze River dolphin), 1269 nucleotides long. The record is from RefSeq and is a predicted model, not a curated record. Lineage: Eukaryota; Metazoa; Chordata; Mammalia; Artiodactyla; Lipotidae.